UGAACAGACGCCGGCGUAUGAGAAGUCUCGCCGCCCUUCCCACUCGUCCCGCCUUCUCUUGCAAGCAUCUGAGCGAAGAUUCAAAAUAAGAGGAAAAGAGAAAAUAAGAGUUUUUCUCCCCCAAGGAAACAAGUCCCAGGAAGCUUGAUCAGGAUGUCUGGGCGUCCACUGAUUUCCCUUAGUGGUGUGGACACAUGUCUGACUUCUCUGAAAACCUGCAAGACCUACAUAAACACUGGCAUGGAUGUAACCACAAAUGUGGCCCUUGACCUUGUGGAAAAUCACAAUGACCUGGAAGAAAUUAACACAAUGGAAGAAGUGAUGUUGGAAUAUGCUGUAAUGAACAGAGAACUGAGUCAUUAUGUGCAAGCUGUUGAAGAUACAGUAAAUCAGAUAAAGCAAGAGAAGCCAGAAAUUGUCCCAGAUAUAAGAUGUCUAGUCAUGGAGAGAUUCAGAAACCUGGAAAGCAAGAACUGUGAUGCUGAUUUACAAAGAAACGAGAAAGUUGUCGUAUUUAAGGAGCAGCUAAAGCAGAUGAAGGCUCAGUUUGGGAUCCAGCCAGAAGCAGAAGGAGGACCAGCCCUUGAACAAGUCGAUGAGGAUCUUGCAGUGACGCAAAGUCAGAGGAAAUUUAUUUGCCCUAUCACACAGGAAGAAAUGAAGAAACCAGUUAGGAAUAAAAUCUGCGGCCACACCUAUGAGGAAGAAGCCAUCUUGGAACACAUCCGGCGCAGACAACAACGUAAGAAGAAAGUCAACUGCCCCCAAGUUGGCUGCAACAACAGGGAAGUCAAGAAAGCAGACCUGGUGUUUGAUGAAGUCCUUAAAAGAACGAUUGACAUUUGGAAUAAACAGAACCAGCCAACACAGUAGAGAGAACCCCUUGCUCCAGCAGUUGAUACAACAAAGAGUUCGGGUUUCUAAUUUUCAGCUGGUUGUGUAAGAGAUUGUUGCUACAAGUGUUUCAAUAGCAGGCAAAGUUGAAGGUCUGACCUGUUGCUAAAAGCAUUUUCUUGGAAGCUGCCAAGUGUAAAAUGCCUUGCUUUGUUUACCUUUAUGUGUAUAUAUAUAUAU
Molecule: messenger RNA, 1074 nt
Organism: Crotalus tigris (Tiger rattlesnake)
Lineage: Eukaryota; Metazoa; Chordata; Lepidosauria; Squamata; Viperidae
Gene: NSMCE2
Product: NSE2 (MMS21) homolog, SMC5-SMC6 complex SUMO ligase
Exons: 7
Coding region: 154-873 (239 amino acids)
Biological process (GO): protein sumoylation; protein ubiquitination; double-strand break repair via homologous recombination
Cellular component (GO): nucleus; Smc5-Smc6 complex
Molecular function (GO): SUMO ligase activity; zinc ion binding; ubiquitin-protein transferase activity
Source: RefSeq, a predicted model, not a curated record